Messenger RNA from Dentiscutata erythropus, 411 nucleotides. The record is from the annotation of a GenBank genome assembly. NCBI's taxonomy places the organism in Eukaryota, Fungi, Glomeromycota, Glomeromycetes, Diversisporales, Gigasporaceae.
ACGAAUUCUGUCCCUAAAAAAAAAUUUCCAGAGCGUAAAAGAGUCUUCAAGAGAGAAAAAAUAGGCUGGAAUUUGUCAGUGAAAAAAAUCGACACUUUCUUUGAACGUCAAGAUACACGCGGAUAUAAAUUUGAAAUCGAUCCAAGAGGAAAUGUAUUUAUAGUUGAAAUGGAAAAAGCAGAACAUGCAUCCGCUGUUGCACGGCUUAUAAAAUAUUUUGAGGUUCCUAAUGGAGGUGUCGCCGAUAAUCAUCCAAUAGAUGUUCUGGGUUCUUCAGCUCACUAUCAACCACGUGGAAGAGGAAAACCGUCUGCACCCGAUAUUGCUAUAUAUCCAGGUUUGACCAUUAUUCCGAAGUCUCCAAUUCCAGCUCCGCCUCCACAACAUAGAACCGCUCCAAGGCCUUCCUGA